This is a messenger RNA of Solanum pennellii, 6727 nucleotides long. Its product is annotated as putative pentatricopeptide repeat-containing protein At5g09950. Bases 134 to 3394 code for a protein of 1086 amino acids. Gene Ontology annotation, biological process: RNA modification. Gene Ontology annotation, molecular function: zinc ion binding; RNA binding; protein binding. NCBI's taxonomy places the organism in Eukaryota, Viridiplantae, Streptophyta, Magnoliopsida, Solanales, Solanaceae. The transcript is spliced from 3 exons. The record is from RefSeq and is a predicted model, not a curated record.
CACUCCUUCAAUAUUCGUUGCAAAAAUUUACAGAAUUGGCAUUCCUAAAAACAAGUUUUCAGAGGGGCAGAAAUGGCGGCAAGGCUAAAUGAGGCAGCAGAAGAACCUUUUUUGAGCUGAAUCAUCGGUGACCAUGUUUAUGGCAGCAAUGAUACAAACGCGAAACAAGCUACUGAAUCAUAAUCCAAAUCCUACUUUCGGUUUCACCACAGUCGCAGCUUCUGUCCUUCACUCUUUCUCAAAUCACUCUGUUUUUCCCUCCAUUGAUAGAACAAAAAACAUAUCUUUUUCUGCAACUCAAGAACCAGUAUUUCAGUUCAAAGACUCCUCUAAUCUCUUGAAUAACAAUACAAAACAUUUGGGAGCUGUUGUUUUGCCGGAAAAGUCAGUUUGUUCUGUUUCUAUAGUUUCAGACAAGUGUGAGUUUCUAGUGCAAAAAUACCUACUUUCUUUUUCUGAAAACGAUGCCCAAAGACUCCAUUUGGAUAUUAUUAAAUAUGGGGUUGUUAAAGAUUUGUACUUGUGCAACACACUUAUUAAUUUGUAUGUGAAAAAUGCUGAUUUGAUCUCUGCUCAUCAUGUGUUUGAUGAAAUGCCGAGCAGAAAUCUAGUUACGUGGGCGUGUUUGAUUACGGGUUAUUCACAGAAUGGGAUGCCUGAUGAGGCAUGUGGAGUUUUCCAAGAAAUGGUUUCGUCUGGGUUUAUUCCUAAUCAUUAUGCUUGUGGUAGUGCUUUGAGGUCUUGUCAGGGUUUAGGUGCUUGUGGGUUGAGGUUGGGGAUGCAAAUACAUGGUUUGCUUUUGAAAACAGGGCAUGCUUCUAAUGAAGUUGUUUCCAAUGUCUUGAUCUCGAUGUAUGGAAGUUGUGCAGGUAAUGGUGAUUAUGCUUGGCGUGUUUUUGAAGAGAUAGAGAAUAAGAAUUCAGUAUCUUGCAAUUCUAUUAUUUCAGUUUACUCUCAGCGAGACACAGUUUCUGCCUUUGAGCUCUUCUCCUUAAUGCAAAAAGAGGAUUUGGGGUUUACUUUUAAACCAACUGAGUUCACUUUUGGCAGCUUAAUUACUACUGCUGCUAAUCAUGUUAAUUGUGGUUUGCUUUUACUUGAGCAGCUUCUGGCAAACAUUGAAAAGUCUGGACUCUUGGAAGACUUGUAUGUAGGCAGUGCUUUGCUCAGUGGUUUUGGAAGGUUUGGGUCUCUCGAUACAGCGUUGAAGGUUUUCAAACAGAUGGGUGCAAGGAAUGCAGUGUCCUUGAACGGGCUCAUGGUCGGAUUGGUGAGACUUGGUCAGGGAGAAGACGCAGCUAAGGUUUUCAUGGAGAUAAGAGACUUAGUUAAAAUCAAUCCUGAUUCCUUUGUGGUUCUUUUCAGUGCAUUUUCUGAAUUCUCUUCAUUGGAAGAAGGGGAAAUAAGAGGCAGAGUGCUACAUGCAUAUGUUAUCCGGACUGGUCUGUGCAACUCCAAGGCUGCUAUUGGAAAUGCUCUGAUUAAUAUGUAUUCUAAAUUUGGUGAAAUCCAAAUUGCCCAUUUUGUUUUCCAGCUCAUGGUCAAUAAGGAUUCAGUAUCGUGGAACUCUAUGAUCUCCGCUCUAGAUCAAAAUGAUUGUUUUGAAGAUGCAAUAUCAACCUUCCAAUCUAUGAGGAGAAUAGGUCUGAUGGCUUCAAAUUACUCACUGAUAAGUGCUUUAAGUUCUUGUGGAAGUCUGAAUUGGAUAAAAUUGGGGGAACAACUGCACUGUGAAGGGAUAAAGUUAGGACUUGAUUUUGAUGUUUCAGUGUCUAAUACUCUUCUUGCUUUAUAUGCUGAUACUGGAUGUGUGGCUGAAUGCAAAAAAUUGUUUACCUUGAUGCCAGAACAUGAUCUAGUUUCAUGGAAUACCUUUAUCGGUGCAUUAGGUGAUUCUGAGACGUCUAUUUCUGAAGCCAUAGAGUACUUCAUACAGAUGAUGUGUGCUGGAUGGAGUCCUAACAAUGUGACCUUUAUAAAUGUCCUUUCAGCAAUAUCAUCUCUUUCUCUUCUUGGUCUUGUUCGUCAAAUCCAUGCUCUGGUGCUAAAAUAUAGUGCAAUGGAUGCUAAUUCUAUUGAAAACACAUUUCUUGCUUGCUAUGGUAAGUGUGGGGAAAUGGAUGACUGUGAGAACAUAUUUUCUGAGAUGUCUAACAGGAAGGAUGAUGUGAGUUGGAAUUUAAUGAUCUCUGGAUAUUUACACAAUGAGGUCUUACCAAAAGCCAUGGACUUAGUCUGGCUUAUGCUGCACAAGGGUCAGAAAUUAGAUGGCUUCACAUUUGCCUCUGUUCUCAGUGCAUGUGCCUCAAUCGCAACAUUGGAGCGUGGCAUGGAAGUUCAUGCUUGUGCAAUUAGAGCCUGUUUGGAAUCUGACGUUGUUGUUGGCAGUGCUCUUGUUGACAUGUAUGCCAAAUGUGGAAGAAUAGAUUAUGCUUCGAGGUUUUUUGAUUUAAUGCCUGUUCGUAAUAUAUAUUCAUGGAACUCAAUGAUAUCUGGUUAUGCACGGCAUGGACACGGACAUAAAGCACUAGAGCUUUUUACAAAAAUGAAGAUGGAUGGUCAAACACCUGACCAUGUCACGUUUGUUGGUGUCUUAUCAGCUUGUAGCCACGUGGGAUUUGUUGGGCAGGGCAUGGACUACUUUGAUUCCAUGAGCAAACAAUAUGGACUGACACCUCGGAUUGAACAUUUCUCAUGCAUGGUUGAUAUCCUGGGACGAGCAGGGCGGAUGAAUAAAUUGGAGGACUUCAUCAAUAAAAUGCCAUUAAAGCCCAAUGCACUUAUCUGGAGGACUGUGCUUGGAGCUUGUGGUCGAGCAAGCAGUCGUAAAACAGAUCUAGGUAGGAAGGCUGCUCACAUGCUCUUGGAGUUGGAACCUCAUAAUGCUGUGAAUUAUGUGCUUCUUGCAAAUAUGUAUGCUUCAGGAGGGAAGUGGGAGGAUGUGGCAGAGGCUCGGCGUGCAAUGCGAGAAGCAACAGUAAGGAAAGAAGCUGGAUGCAGCUGGGUUAGCAUGAGAGAUGGUGUUCAUGUUUUUGUAGCUGGUGAUCAAUCUCAUCCAGAUAAACAUGCAAUUUAUGAAAAACUUAAGGAACUGCACAAGAGGAUUAGAGAUGCAGGGUAUGUGCCACAGAUUAAAUAUGCCUUGUAUGAUCUUGAACUGGAGAAUAAGGAAGAACUCCUCAGCUAUCAUAGUGAAAGACUUGCAGUUGCUUUUGUUCUUACACGGAAAUCAGAUAUGCCAAUCAGAAUAAUGAAAAACCUUCGAGUUUGUGGGGACUGUCACUCUGCCUUCAGGUACAUUUCACAAGUUGUUGGUAGACAAAUAGUAUUACGAGACUCCAACAGAUUUCAUCAUUUUGCUGAUGGAAAAUGUUCAUGUAACGAUUACUGGUGAUAGAUCAAAUGUUGUCUAACUUAAAGAAAGGUAUGCUACUUAAUGAUGCAUUAACAGACUAAGGAAUGAAAAAGGUUCAAGCAUGUCAUGUCUGAAGUAUAGGAGAGGGCAGUUUGCAAGGGUGUUGCAUCAAUUAUUCUGGUGAGGACCUCAACAUUAUUUAGUAAAGUAUGCCAUAAUCUUGGUGUGGUUUGAAUUGCUUGAUAUAUUUCUGUAUCGUUUUAUGACAUGAAUCAGCUAUAAUGAUAGCAAAUGACACCAUCAAAUAAAAGGAGUAUGGCGAAUGUAAGGAGGGUUGAGAAUAUCAAACCCUACGUAAGCAUAUAUCCAAGUUGUUGGCAGACAAAUAGUACUAUGAGACUCCUGCUGAUUUCAUCAUUUUGUGCACUUGCUUAGUGGUCAAUGAAGUUGGAAGCGACCACGGGAAACCGGGGUAAGAACUCCAAAUCCCUGCAGAGGCGAAAAAUUGUUAGGUGAUUUCUUCCCAUCUGGCUAAAGCUUGGUGAACAAAGUUACCAUGUACAUGUAUUGGUGAGAAGCAGCAGGUACCAAGUGAAUUAGUCGAGAUGUGCACAAGUUGGCCCAUACACCACCACCAACACCUAAUAUGCCUCAGUCCCAAACAAGUUGGUGUUGGCACCACCAUUGUUAAAAAAAGAGGUUCUAUUUUUGCUGAUGGGGAGUGUUCUGUGACAAUUAUUGGUAAUUCAUCAUAUUCAUUCCAACUCAGAGCAAGGGGUGUUGCUUAAUGGGGAAUCAAAAACAGACGAAGUAAUGGGAAGAGUUCAGCAUGUCAAUGAAGUAUGGGAAGGGAAGCAUUUAGUUUUAAGGGUUGAAUAAAUUAUUCUGGUGGUGACGUCAACCUGAAGUUAUGAAAACAUACCAUACUCCUGGUGUAUGGUUGAUACUUGCUAUUAUUGUCAUAUUUCUUUGAUAUUUUAUGCUUGAAUUGGUUAGAGUGACUGCAAAUGACAACAUGAAAUCAAAGUUGAAUGUAUAAGUUAAACUGUAUCAAUGGUGCUCUUGCAUAAUAAAGGCCUUUGGGUUUGCAGGGCGAUUUCAUUGUUCAGACUUAACAGAUCAUGUAAAGUCCAGUUUUUGAUCUCUGAGAUACUCAUCCUUCAGGCGAGUGGUUCAUGGGAAGGCUACUCCUGCAUCUAGCUGAGCACACACCCAUGGUACUCCAUAGAUAUGGCAACUCGAGGAAGAAGUUAACAGCAGUAUGACCGAAAGAUGUUCAAUGUAAUUAAUCAAGUUCUAAUACCAACUUGUUGAUCAAGGGCAGGUAUUGUGCAUGAGCAGUAUGUCUUCCUUUGUGCUAGCUUGUUCUUUACUUUUGCAGUACUGAGUCCUCUUGUCUGUUCUGCAAGUAGCUACAACUAAUGUUACAUUAUAGAUGGGCACAAUAACAUGAAGGAUCAUGACCAACAUUGUCGAUCAUUAUAAAAUGGAAUAAUGAAGAUGUAGGUUCCUUCAAUACCAAGACUGAUUCUUUAUCAGGAUUACUUUACAGAAUGAUAAAAUGAGUUGGUUGAUUUCUCACCCUAGGAAAAACAUGUUUUGGCUAACAGAAGAAUUUUGUCUAGUGUUUAUGAUCAGGAUUAGACCCUGAUAUUUUUGAAGUUGAUUAUAUGGGACAAGACAGGUUUAAUUAUUUUACCAGUAUCUUGUCCGUAUUCUUUUUUGAACUAACAUGGGUAAUGCACGGAUAUCUUGCCUUAUGUUUGCAAUAGCAUUCACUUUGUUUCCUUCUCCUUCUUAGUAAGUUAUAAACCCAAACAUAAUCUAUAUUAUAUUUUUUUCUGAUGCAUAAUCCUAUAUUGUCACAUUGAAGUUGAUCAUAAUUACUUCACACUAAUGGUUACAAACGAACUGAUCUUGGAAACAAGUAAAGAGUAGAUACAACCAUGGCCACAGGUAUCUUAGAUAUUGUUAAAUAAGGUGAUGUGGUAAUACAUGGACUGGAUCCAAAGAUAUCACAAAAACUAUUGAAAAGAGAAGAAACAAGGAGAAUCAUUUUUUUUUAAUAAUAAAUGUGUAUUUGGAAUAAAAGGUAAAUGUUCUCUGAAAAAACAUCUUUAGGAAAAAACGUUCCUAUUUUGUUUUUCCGGUCAACAUCUGAAUUGGAACCGUCGAUCUUGGCCAUUAAUUAUCCCUGUUGUCCUCUCUGCUCAAAAAAUUAUAGCAAGACUUCAAGUUAACUUCCCAUGUUCUCUUCCUUCCUUUUGGCUGUCACUGUUGAGUGCCGAAUUACCCUUUAGUUAUUCAGUUGAUCCUUGACCAGGAUAUGGAAGUGAUAGUAGCUCUAUGAAAAUACAAUUUGCAAUCAGCUCGCUAAGUUAGUUGAAGAUCAUGAUGAUGACUUCAGCAUUCCCAUGGGUAAGAAUCUGAAGAAGGUCAGUACCAAGUUCUUAACUAUUUCACAGAAGAAGAAGCACCAGAACACAAGCCUACAGGGAUGAAGUAUCUCAGAGGAAUUACUUUAUUUCUUUGUUGCAGUUGGAUCAUUUGUCAUUCUUUCCCCCCUUGUUCAUUUAGGAAUUGAAAUCGAGACGGGUUAUGUGCAGUUAUUUUCAUGACUUGUAUAAAUUCUUCGCAGAUAUAUUCAAUGUUUCUGUUACUAAUAUAGUGAAACUGUGUAAGUUUGUGAAAGUCCUUGUUAACACUUGAGAUGAAUGGUCAUUUGGAGUUGUAGACUAACUGUACUUCAUACUAUCACAUAUGUACAGUGUAUCAUUAGUAACAAGUAAUUCUUAGCAAAACGUGAUCCACUGGGGGCAUUUUUCUCUUGCUUGGGUGUCCAUUUUCAUUCUGGGUGUCACCACAAGAACUAGUGCUGGUUAAACAAGCUGUGUAUUGUGAAUCUCUCAUGAUAGUGAAGCCAGUUCUGUUUAGUGUAUCUUCAGAUCACGUGCAGAUAUAAAGAGUAGUCAUCGACUUCUGGGAAGGAGUAGAAGAAUGAGACCUAUUAUGGGACAUACGAUGUAUUACAGAUGUAUGAUCAUUACGCUUCAUCAGGGCCCAUUUUUCUUGGAGCAGAUAGAUGAAGAGGAUAACAACAAUCUCAACAGUAAAAGCCAGGCAGCCCAGUGUGCAUCACAAAAACCAGUGAGCUGUGCUUGUUUAUCAGAACUCAUGAGUAUCCCCGGACCUGGUGCUGUUCUAACAUAUUUAACCACCUUCAAUGCUGCAUUCCAGUGAGAAAGUGUUGGUUUCUGCAUGAAUUGGCUUAAACAUUGAACUGAGAAAGCAAUAUCAGGCCUUGUGUUAGUAAGAUACAGUAGUUUGCCAAUCAACCUUUGAUAUUUGUUUAUAUCAGUAAAUAGUUCAUCA